GUGUGUGAAUGUUUUCUCCCUACAAUCAUCCAGUGGGUUCUGAAUCUGCUGAUGAAAAUCGAUUAAAAAUAGUAGUUUAAUAUUUAAUAAAGUAAGUAACUUCCCGCUCGCCCAGCUGUAGAUCUGGCCACAGUCCGAAAGAAGGAUGGCCCCGACGAGGAAACCCAACGAUGGCCUGCUGGCCCGGGUAAAUUUUCCCCUGUAUGCAAUAGAAAUGCUCACCAGUCGACACGUCCUAGUGGCUGGCGGUGGCGGAGCCUCCAAGACCGGAGUGGCUAAUGGAUUUGAAAUUUACGAAAUAUACCACAACGGCGAAAAGUACGUGGCAGAUGAGGUGAUCCGACACGAAACCGGACCCACGGUGGUCAUGAACUGUGCCACCAAGAACGAUGAGAAACGGACCCUGCUGGUUGCGGGGCAGGAAAGUCACUGCCAAAUGUAUCUAGUGAAUCCGAUUAUCAGUUCGUCAGAUGGUGAAUAUGCAGGAGGGAAAACAGAAACCUUGGAUGGGUUGCGCAAGCGGAAGAACGUAUCCUAUCAACCUCAGGCGAAUGGACAAGCUACGGCCAAUCAACAGCAGCCGGAUCCGAAGAAGGGCGGCGACGAAGAUAAGGAUCGUGCCAGGAAGGUGAUACGUUUCGAGAUCAAAACCAGCGAUUCGAUUCAGACGGAUUUCACGGAAGCGGAACCGUUGCAGCGAGUUGUCCGAAUCAGUCCCAAUGGACGCCUGAUGGCAACAGGCGGAACGGAUGGCCACUUGAGACUGUGGAAUUUUCCGAAGAUGACAAUGCUGUCGGACAUAUCGGCUCACACAAAGGAGAUCGAUGAUUUGGACUUUAGCCCUGACAAUAAGUAUAUCGUAUCGAUAGCCAAGGAUGGACUGGGUGUCAUUUGGUCGAUCAAUCCGGAUAAGGAGUCUCGAAAGCUGACGUGGAACCCGCCGGAAGGCACCCGAUAUCUGUUCAAGCGAUGUCGCUAUGGGCUCAUCGAAGGGCACAAGGACAAGCACCGAUUAUUCACGUUGGCCAAUCCGUUUUCGAAAUCGGGCAAAGCCAAAGGUUUGCUGCAGCAGUGGGAUCCGGACGUUGGUCGGUUGAGUCGCGUGGUGGAGAUCGAUGAAUCGCUCGCUGCCUUGGCCGUUCGGGACGACGGGCGCUUCGUGGCCGUUGGGACCAUGUUCAGUGGUUCGGUGUCGAUCUACAUUGCAUUUAGCCUGCAGCGGGUGCUGCACAUUCCGAAUGCUCAUGCAAUGUUUGUGACCGGGUUGGAGUUCCUGCCCGUAACGAACUUUGACGGUCCGGCUAUCAGUGCCAACUCCGAGGCGGCCGUCCUCUCCAUCUCGGUCGAUAACCGAGUGUGCGUGCACAGUUUGCAGUAUAGACAUUCACUCCCGGCAUGGGUUGCAAUAUUCGCAAUAGUGGCAAUUUUGUUCAUCACUUUCUGCUUCUGUUCGUACAUUGGACUGUAGUUGGGCCCAGUGAUGCGUCGUAAUCUUUGUGUUAUCAAGAAAGUGUAUGUUGGUAGUGUUUACUUUGUACAGUCAUGAGAGAGGAAACAGGAUCAAGUAAUCAGGUGAUAAAUAAAUUACUUUAUAUUAAGUUUCACCGAUGUGACUACAUUAGACAACAAAAAUAUAACAAAACAAAAAAUAGCUCUUUUAAGAUGCAAGAUGUUAAUUUAUUCAAAUAAAUUGUGGUAGUUUGUGAUUACACACGAAUAAAAGGCGUAAAUGCG
Molecule: messenger RNA, 1734 nt
Organism: Ochlerotatus camptorhynchus
Lineage: Eukaryota; Metazoa; Arthropoda; Insecta; Diptera; Culicidae
Product: prolactin regulatory element-binding protein
Exons: 3
Coding region: 146-1468 (440 amino acids)
Biological process (GO): protein secretion
Cellular component (GO): endoplasmic reticulum membrane
Molecular function (GO): GTPase activator activity; protein binding; guanyl-nucleotide exchange factor activity
Source: RefSeq, a predicted model, not a curated record